Messenger RNA from Lynx canadensis (Canada lynx), 1926 nucleotides. It is a transcript of the gene GPR19, whose product is annotated as G protein-coupled receptor 19. The record is from RefSeq and is a predicted model, not a curated record. Bases 637 to 1884 code for a protein of 415 amino acids. NCBI's taxonomy places the organism in Eukaryota, Metazoa, Chordata, Mammalia, Carnivora, Felidae. Gene Ontology annotation, molecular function: G protein-coupled receptor activity. Gene Ontology annotation, biological process: G protein-coupled receptor signaling pathway. The transcript is spliced from 4 exons. Gene Ontology annotation, cellular component: plasma membrane.
GAACAAGGUUUGAAACUUUGAAACUAUCUGUGGGGUUAGUAGUAAACCAAAUUUGGUCCUCCAGAAAGGUCCGAGGGAGUCAAGCACACACCGCUACGUUCUUCAAGAUUUUGCAGUCAUAACUGUAUGACUGCGUAGUCGUCCCUUCUUUCCCUUGUAUAUUGGCUGUGAAUUCUGUGUGAGAGGAGGGUUUCAGCGAAUCCAGUAAUAAAGGAGUGGGCAUGAGAGAGCGGAUCAAGGUUUUAAAAUAAGGAUGACUUUUAUGUGUUUGGAAAGAUAACUCGGGGAGCGACUUAAAGGAAUAAAUCUGAGGGGGCCAAGAUUUUUUUUUUUCUUUACUGGAGACCAUGGGAGACUGCUGAACUGAGGAUACAUGGGACACCUGCACAAGCAUUGGAUUUUUGUUCUGCAACGUCUGAAAGCUACCACGCAGACACCUGCAGGACUCUCUCUCCCAGAAGCAGGCUAUGAGCCAAGGGGAAGGCAGAGGACAGAAAUGAAUGUGUUCCCAAGCUUUCCUGGUGGUUUAUGGAAUUCUCCAAACUCCUAUGCAAGGGUUAUUCCUGACGGAGAAGACCAAAGGAGACCAUCCCUGAAAUCAAGUCCAGAUGAAGAACUAAGAGGAAAAAAGUGAAUAUGGUUUUUGCUCACAGAAUGGAUAACAGCAAGCCGCCUUUGGUCAUCCCCACGCUCCUGGUGCCCCUCCAAAACCACAGCUGCACCGAAACAGCCACACCUCUGCCAAGCCGUGACCUGACAGACUUACAUGGGGAGCACGGCUGGAUGAGCAACAGAACGGACCUGCAGUACGGACUGAGACCCGGGGAAGUGGCCACAGCCAGCAUUUUCUUCGGGGCCCUGUGGCUGUUCUCUGUAUUUGGCAACUCCCUGGUUUGUCUGGUCAUCCACCGGAGUAGGAGGACACAGUCCACCACCAACUACUUUGUGGUCUCCAUGGCAUGUGCUGAUCUUCUCGUCAGCGUCGCCAGUACGCCUUUCGUCCUGCUUCAGUUCGCCACGGGGAGGUGGACACUUGGCAGUGUGAUGUGUAAGCUGGUGCGGUAUUUUCAGUAUCUCACCCCAGGCGUCCAGAUCUACGUCCUCCUCUCCAUCUGCAUAGACCGGUUCUACACCAUUGUCUAUCCCCUGAGCUUCAAGGUGUCCAGAGAAAAAGCCAAGAAAAUGAUUGCCGCGUCGUGGGUCUUCAAUGCAGCCUUCGUGACCCCUGUGUUCUUUUUCUAUGGCUCCCACUGGGACAGUCAUUGCAAUUACUUCCUCCCUGCCUCUUGGGAAGGAACUGCCUACACUGUCAUCCAUUUCUUGGUGAGCUUUGUGAUUCCUUCUGUCCUCAUCAUCUUAUUUUACCAGAAGGUCGUGAAGUAUAUCUGGAGAAUAGGCACCGAUGGUCGGACAGUGCGGAGGACAAUGAACAUUGUCCCGAGGACAAAAGUGAAAACUAUCAAGAUGUUCCUCAUUUUAAAUCUAUUGUUCCUGCUCUCCUGGCUACCUUUUCAUGUGGCUCAGCUGUGGCACCCCCCCGAACGGGACUCUAAGAAAAGUUCUCUUGUUUUCACAGCUAUCACAUGGAUAUCUUUUAGUUCUUCAGCCUCUAAACCUACGCUCUAUUCCAUUUAUAAUGCCAAUUUUAGGAGAGGAAUGAAAGAAACUUUUUGCAUGUCCUCAAUGAAGUGUUACCGAAGCAAUGCCUAUACUAUCACAACCAGUUCAAGGAUGGCCAAAAAAAACUAUGUUGGCAUUUCAGAAAUUCCUCCUACGGCCAAAACUAUAACCAAAGACUCAAUCUAUGAUUCAUUUGACAGAGAAGCCAAGGAAAAAAAGCUUGCUUGGCCCAUUAAUUCAAAUCCACCAAAUACUUUUGUCUAAUUUCGCAGAGUUCUUUCAAUUAUUGUUAUGUUGCCAGAGAUU